GAGUCCGGCAUGGAAAGUAGCCGGCGUGAUCAAAAAUGGCGUCGAUUAUGUCUUUUAGGUUAUUAACGAAACAUAAAUUGCUAUCUAAAUAUCGAAGAAGUCUAUGUGACCCUCGUAUAUUAAGUUGCAAAUGCAGUUCCAACACUGAAAAUCACGAGAAAUCAAAAGUUUGUGUUAAUUUGAGUAACGGGAAUGAGAUCACGUUUUCAACGGGUCAAUAUGCCAAAAUGGCAGAUGGAUGUGCGGUGGCAUCGAUGGGUGAUACCGCCGUCAUGGUCACAACGGUCAGUAAAGUGCGAGCUUCGAAUAACUCAUUUUUACCACUUGUCGUCGACUACAGACAAAAGGCAGCAGCCGCCGGUCGAAUACCGACAAACUUUUUCCGCAAGGAACUGGGUCCCACCGAACACGAGAUCCUGACGAGUCGCCUGAUCGACCGUUCCCUGCGUCCGCUAUUCCCAGAUAAAUAUUGCUAUGACACUCAAGUGAUGUGCAACAUUUUGGCCGUCGACGGAGUCAACGACCCAGAUGUAAUUGCGAUAAACGCAGCAUCGGCAGCUUUGCAUUUGUCAGAUAUUCCUUGGAACGGACCGGUCGCUGCUGUCAGAAUGGGUUUCAUUGAUGGAGAAAUCGUUAUAAACCCGACGAGAAAGCAGAUGCAAAACAGCGAUCUGAAUUUAAUAAUUACCGCGUUGGCGAACAGUCAUAUUGUCAUGCUCGAUGGCUCUGCAAACGAUAUACUUCAACCAGAUUUUUUCAGCACAUUAAAAACUGGCGUCAAAGAAUGUCGGACCAUUGCACAAAGUAUAUCGCAACUGCGAAAACAAAAUGGUAAAGCUAAAAGAGAAAUCGCGGCAAUUCCUGAGAUGAAGGAACAGAUCAAAGAGUCGAUAAGAAUUCUUUCAGAACUGCGACUGCGAGAAAUAUUCACAGAUCACGAACACAACAAAAUUUCACGAGAUAAUGCAGUGAAUAACAUUAGAACAGAUGUUAUUGAGAAAAUGAAACAGGAAGAUCCCGAUAUCGAUCUUGCUGUUGUAGUGGAAGAGUUUUCAGUGCUUAGCAAAGAGAUAUUCCGGUCGCUCAUCUUUGAAGAGAAUGUAAGGUGCGACGGGCGAACGCUUGAUGAAUUGCGUAACAUAUCGUGCGAAGUUAAUCUUCACAACCCCCUCCAUGGGUCUGCAGUAUUCCAGAGGGGACAAACACAAGUGUUUUGCACAGUAACUCUAGAUUCGCCGGAAAGUGCUAUGAAAAUGGAUGCCAUUUCUAUGCUGACAAGUGGAAUAAAGGAAAAAAAGUUUUUCUUGCACUAUGAGUUUCCACCAUUUGCAACAAAUGAAACUGGACGUUCAGGACCGGGUGGACGGAGAGAGAUUGGUCACGGUGCUCUUGCUGAGCGAGGACUACGCGCUGUUCUUCCCAAAGACUAUCCCUUUACUGUAAGGCUCACUAGCGAGGUGCUAGAAUCCAAUGGUUCUUCAUCAAUGGCAUCUGUUUGCGGUGGAAGUUUAGCACUAAUGGAUGCCGGUGUUCCAAUAACCGCCGCAGCUGCGGGAGUAGCGAUGGGUUUGGUUACGAAGUAUGAUGAAACUAAGCAGAUCAGCGACUACAGAGUCCUUACAGAUUUAUUGGGUAUCGAAGACUACAUGGGCGACAUGGACUUCAAACUAGCAGGUACAAAGAAAGGGAUCACGGCCAUACAGGCAGACGUCAAGAUUCCCGGGAUUCCGGCAAAAAUUGUAUUUGAAGCAUUGCAGCAAGGCCACGACGCGAAAUCAAAGAUCAUUGAAAUUAUGAGAUCUGCGAUCUCCAAGCCGAGAGAAGAGAAAAAACCAAAUAUGCCAGUGUCAGAAAUUCUUGAAGUACCCGGUCAUAAGCGUGCCAAGUUCGUUGGAAUUGCGGGCUCAAAUCUUAAAAAGAUACUCGUCGAAACUGGAGUUCAGGUGAAUCAAGUCGAUGACACAAUCUUCUCACUGUUUGCGCCUAACCAAAUUGCAAUGGACGAAGCAAAAGAAAUAAUAGAUGAGAUUCUUACUACGGAACGUGAGCCGGUUUUAGAGUUUGGGGCAAUUUAUACCGCCAGAAUUGUGGAGGUUCGUGACUUGGGAGUGAUGGUCACACUGUAUCCGAAUAUGAAUCCGACAUUGGUCCAUAAUUCGCAGUUGGAUCAACGGAAAAUAAAUCAUCCAAGUGCUCUAAAUUUCGAAGUUGGUCAAGAAAUACACGUUAAAUAUUUUGGCCGAGAUCCUGUAUCUGGAGCAAUGAGGCUAUCGAGAAAAGUUCUACAAAGCGGCGCUGUUGCACCUGUGAAAAAAUUCUCAAGUUCGUGAAUAGGCGAGAUUUCGAGUCAUAAUUAAAUGAAUUGCAAACCACAAUUUUUUACGUAUGAGCAGGUCGUUCGGUGUUUGUAUGAUAUGUACUAUGAAGUUAGUAAAAAAAUCAUCGUUUGCAGCAACAUCGCUCGUGGCGAGUCGAUAGAACCUAUCAAGAAAUUGCAUUGCGAUUUUAGAACAUAACUAUUUGUUACUUUAUAUUAUAUCGAGUAAUUAGAUCUUUGGUAACAAUACCAUAGGCUGUAAAUAUAUUUUCAAUUUCAUUACA
Molecule: messenger RNA, 2601 nt
Organism: Diprion similis
Lineage: Eukaryota; Metazoa; Arthropoda; Insecta; Hymenoptera; Diprionidae
Gene: PNPase
Product: polyribonucleotide nucleotidyltransferase 1, mitochondrial
Exons: 7
Coding region: 36-2330 (764 amino acids)
Biological process (GO): mitochondrial RNA 3'-end processing; mitochondrial mRNA catabolic process
Cellular component (GO): mitochondrion; cytosol
Molecular function (GO): polyribonucleotide nucleotidyltransferase activity; RNA binding; 3'-5'-RNA exonuclease activity
Source: RefSeq, a predicted model, not a curated record